Vicia faba (fava bean) is the source of this 1104-nucleotide messenger RNA. The record is from the annotation of a GenBank genome assembly. Lineage: Eukaryota; Viridiplantae; Streptophyta; Magnoliopsida; Fabales; Fabaceae.
AUGAAUUUCAAGAUGGAUUCUUCCGAUAAAGCCAAACUCUUCGUUGGUGGCAUUUCUCGAGACACUACCGAAGAUAUUCUCAAGCACUAUUUCGCUAAAUACGGCGACGUUUUGUAUUCCACCAUCUCUUUCGACCGCGCUACGCGAAUCCCUCGAGGUUUCGGCUUCGUUACGUUUUCUGAUAUCGGUUCAGCUGAAAAAGCCCUUCAAGAUACCCAUGCCAUUCUUGGAAGAAAGAUAGAGGUGAGAAAAGCUAUACCAAGAAGUGAACAGUUACAGCAAAAUCAAUUACAGAAUAGAGGAAGUGGCUAUGGUAAUUUUGAAUGUAACAGUGACCAGAUUAGGACUAAGAAGAUUUUUGUAGGAGGUUUACCUGCUAAUAUAUCUGUGGAGGAGUUUAAGAGAUAUUUUGAGGGGUUUGGUACGAUAACUGAUGUGGUGGUUAUGCAGGACAGUGUAACUCAUAGGCCGAGGGGGUUUGGGUUUAUCACUUUUGAGAAUGAGGAAUCUGUGCAGAAUGUUACCGUGAAAAGUUUUCAUGACUUGAAUGGGAGGUUGGUGGAGGUUAAGAGGGCUGUUCCGAGGGAGGGGAAUGUUGGUAAUGAUCGCUUUGGUGGGAAAAUAAGGUAUAAGAUUGAUAGAGGAGCCACUGAGAUGUUUCCUCAUUCUAGUCCGGGUAAUAUGGUUCCUGGAUUUUCUCCUUUACCUUGGUACCCUAGUGAUGUGGGAUAUGGGUAUGGAUCAAAUGCCUAUGGUUGUUGGUACCCUAUGGGUGGCUAUGGGGGGAACGGGAAUGGAUAUGUAGCUCCGUCUGAUGUUUAUCGUAACUUCUGGUAUGGGCAAAUGGUAACUGGUCAUCAGGCGCCGCCUUACGUUAAUGCUAUGCCGAGUGUUGCAUUUAUGGGUGGUUCUGUUGGAAUGGUAGGUAGUGGUGCUGAAACUUGGGGCUAUAAUGCUGUUAUUGAGUCCGCGACUAACUAUAAAUUUGGCCAACCGUUAAUCGCCAAUGGAUUUGUUCCAUAUAAUGUGCCAUUGCCUUAUGGUGUAAAGCAAGGUGUUGGCGCUUCAAGUUUUAAACAAAGCAAUGGUGAAAUUUCUAGCUGA